UGUCACUGUUUGUCCCGACGAGCCUCGGGCAGACAUGGACCCUCAGCUCCUCCUCGGCCUGAUGUUUCUGGCCCCUCUGAGACUCUCAGCAGGCCAGUUAUUGGGAUGCCAGCGGGGCCAGUGGCUGUGUGAUGAUGGAACCUGCGUCCCUGAUGUGUGGAGAUGUGAUGGAGAAGGAGACUGUCUGGAUGGAUCUGAUGAAAUGGAUUGUGCUGCGCCCCCAGGCUCCCCUCAGUGUCCCCCAGGUCAGUUUCCUUGCUUGGACUCUGUCGACUGCGUGGAUGCUUCGGCCCGCUGCGACGGACAAAGCCAGUGUCCCACCGGCUCUGACGAGGAGAGCUGUACAGCCCCUGACGGUUGUUUGGACUCAGAUUGGACCUGUCGGAACCGCUUGUGUGUCCCCAAAGAGCAGCGCUGCAACAGGCUGAACGACUGCAUGGACGACUCUGACGAAAAGGACUGUGGUGUGUGUGUUGAGGGCAGCGUGCGGUGUCCUGACGGGACGUGUCUAUCUCCUGAAGAGAGGUGUGACGGACAUGUUCACUGCUCAGAUGGAAGCGAUGAGCCUAUAACCUGCGGUCGUAUUUGCUCGAUGAACAAUGGCGGCUGUAGCCAUGUGUGUGUCGACGAGCCCUGGGGCGCUCUGUGUGCCUGUCGAGUUGGAUAUAAGCUCUCAGCUAACGGAGCGGUCUGUGAAGAUUUGGAUGAAUGUGCGUCACCUUUUUCUCCCUGCAUGCAUCACUGCACGAACACCAUCGGAUCCUACUACUGCCACUGCAGAGACGGCUUCAGCCUGAAUGGAAACUCCAUAUGUGUAGCAAAAGGUAACGCCACCCGACUGCUGACCGUGCAGGGGAGAUCCAUCGGACUGUUGAACGUGAAGUCUCAACAGUUUGAGGUCGUCAUGACUGCGGUGAUCGACCCAGUGGCCGUGACGUUUGACGUGGCCAGAGGAUGGUACUUCUGGGCCAACGGGCGCGGCAGCAUCUUUAAAAGUGAUGGACGUCGCAGCUGGACCACCUACACUGGAGAGCCUGGAAUUAAGAGCCUGGCUUGUGAUUGGCUGAAUGGAAACCUUUACUGGACCAAUCAGAAGAUGAAGGCGCUCUACAUGCAGGCAGCUGAUGGAGACAGUUACACGACUCUGCUGAGAAAAAACAUCAGUCCGUCAGAUCUGGUGCUUUUACCUGUGGAAAGCUCGAUGUUCUGGAUCAAUGGCGGCCCAGGUGAGCGGGUGACGAUAGAGAAGACGUGGAUGGACGGAUCAGAAAGAAACACUCUGACGGUCCUCACUGCUCAGUCUGCUCACGGCCUCACUGCCGACGUGGAGGCCAGGAGACUGUACUGGAUCAGCGACUUCAAGAAGUCCAUAGAGACGGUGAAGGUGGACGGGACGGGUCGUUACUCCUUCACCGGACUGUUCUCCAGGCGUGCUCCUCUCAGCCUGGCGGUGUUUGAGGGUUUGUUCUACUGGGUCGACAACAAAGGCCUGUGGCAGGUUCCACAGAACCAACGGAACCAGAAGAAGUUUCUCUGGAAAGCUGAUCUGCCUCUGUUCACUGUUUUCCAGGAGCUCCAGCAGCCUCAAGGUUCCACUGCCUGUGUGAAGACUCCGUGUCACCUCUGCCAGUUAACUAAAGCCAACCCUGCCGGAUUCAGCUGCACCUGUCCCGACUUCAAAAUGCUGCUAGUUGAUGGAUCCUGUGAAUAUCCACGAUUUAUUUACGCCACCAGUUCCAACAUCAACCUGCUGGAGUUUAGAGAAAAAGCGUCCUCUGAUAAGCUGCUGUUCAGCACCGAUGACGGGAUCCUGUCGUUUAAUGUGGACUGGUACAGAGACUGGUUGUACUGGGCCAACAACACCGGCCACAUCCAACGCACCAGUCUGACGCAGGUCCAGACCGAGGUGCUGCCAGCUCCUCUGCCCGUUUGUCAUAUAAAAGUAGACCAGAGGAAGGGGAGCCUCUACUGGGUGUCCUGUGACCAGAAAAGCAUCGGCACCACCACGGCGAGCGGAGGUCUCCCGCAGCAGCUGUACCGCACAGCGAGGAACAUCCAGGAGUUUUUUCUUGACUGGCUGAGAGGUGGCAUCAUCUGGCUGGAGGACGACCGCAUCUUCAGCAUGAGCGAGAUGGGAGGCAAAGCCAAAGAGCUGCUGCAGUUAGCGGGAGGAGUCACAGGGAACAUGGCCUUCGACCUCAGGGCCAGUAGUCUGCUCUGGAACUCAGGAAGCUCAGGCCUCACGGUCAUGAGUUUACUGCAGGUGAGAAGCCACCAAGCUGGAAGAAGAUGGAACAUCUCCGGCUCAGUUGUUGGCGCCUUCGAACCCUUCCUGUUGUCGCUCUCCGACGACGUCAUGACUCUGUGGAAUCGGCGUGAAGGGACGCCCGUCCAAAACAUAGCAGUGAGGGGUCACGUGGUCCAAGUCGUCUCUGCGCUCAGGGACAUUCGAACAGUGCCCAGUUCCUCAGUCUGCAGUGACCCGUCCGUGCUGUGCAGACACUCAUCCGUCUGCCUCUCACGAGCUCGGCUGUGUGACGGUAAACAGGACUGUCCUGAAGGAGACGACGAGGAAUUCUGUGUCACCACAUGUCCAUCUAAAGAGGAUUUCAAGUGCAAGGACAACAGCAAUUGCAUCGCCAGGAAACUCGUUUGCGAUGGUCACUCAAAUUGUCGCGACGGCUCAGACGAAGUCGACUGUCCGACCGUGGCUCCUCCGGCCGCUCAGCCAAAAGUCCUGAAGUGUCGUAUGGGCUGGAAGCUGUGCAAAGACGGCACAGAGUGUGUUUCAUACGGCCACGUGUGUGACGGAGAGGACGACUGUAAGGACGGAUCAGAUGAGAUGGAAUGUGAUGCAUCUCCAACAAGACCUGCUAUCACCUCAUCCUCCACAUCUCCUGCUCCGACUGUGCCCCCCUGCAGCAGCCCGUCCGUGCUCUGUCCUUCUGUUCAACUCUGCGUUUCUCCCAGCCAGUUCUGCGACGGCCGUAAAGACUGUCCCGACGGUUUUGAUGAAAAUACCUGUGUAAAAAGAUGCCCUUCGAAAACCGACUUCCGCUGCAAAGACCGUCGGAGCUGCGUCUCAAAGAGUCAGGUCUGUGACGGUCGCUCUCAUUGUCACGACGGCUCGGACGAGGUCGACUGUCCGGUAACUGAAGGCUCUCCAUGUCCUCCAGGAACAAAUGGCUGCUCCAACAACAACGGUGGAUGUGCCCAUCUGUGUCUGGCCUUUCCUGGAGGUGGCACGUGUAAAUGCGGCGAGGACUUCUACAGCGUCGGCGCCACUUCCUGUGCCCGCCUCCACGACUGCCCCGACGGAGAACGGUCCUGCUCUGAUGGAACCAAGUGCAUCAGCAGCGGCAGGUUCUGUGACGGACGCGUGGACUGUCGGGACCAGUCUGACGAACAGGACUGUCCACACACAAACAAUUUCGGGACCACAGCCAGUGAUGGCCGUCCUCCUGAGUCUUCCUCUCCUCACCCACACAACAAAUACGCUCUUAAAAAAGACUCCACGUCCUGCGAUCACCAACACUGCCACGGUCAAGGUCACUGCGUCAAAGAGGGUGAAGUCACUCGCUGUCAGUGUACGGCCGGGUACAACGGAGAGUUUUGCCAGGAGACGGAAGGUGGACACAAUCACGGGGUGAUCGUCCUAGGCGUCUUCUGCCUCGUGGCCUUGUUGAUGGCUGCAGCUUUUAUCUUUGCAAAAAGGAGAGCGUGGGCGUCCAUCAGGAGCAGAUCCACGGAGAAAGAAACUCUGAUGGCCAACAUGGGUCUGCCGUGUGAAAACUACGAUUCUGACUCUGAGGAGCUCGAGUCCCCGGUCGACGCCAAGAAUCCAGCGUUUAUGUUAAAGACACUCAAACCUAAAUAAUCAUCUUUCACAAUAUUAGAUUUCAUAUCAGAUCCUGGAUUUCAAGACUGUAUUGUAAUAAAUCAAACGUAUAAUGAACCAGUAACUAGAGUCAG
This is a messenger RNA of Paralichthys olivaceus (Japanese flounder), 3972 nucleotides long. The record is from RefSeq and is a predicted model, not a curated record. NCBI's taxonomy places the organism in Eukaryota, Metazoa, Chordata, Actinopteri, Pleuronectiformes, Paralichthyidae.